AUGUCCGACACUUUCAGCUUCCAGGAGGCGCCGCAUCCGACUGAUGUCUCCAUCCCACACAGCUCUAUCAACGGCUCGUUCGGGGGCGCUGAGGUCGGCGUCUUCAAGAGCAGCUCUACUCUCUUCGAACUGAUCAACCUCUGGCAAGUCAAAUUCCUCAGCCGAGAUGCUAGGGGCACCACCGGAGUCCUAUCAACGCGAGCGAUGAAACUCAGCUCGCUGGCCCUUUUUGAUGAUUGCAAAGGAUACGCAUGGCUUUCUUCGAUGGCAGGCUACUAUAACGCGCUCACUGGAAACAAUACAAUGACACAAAUACAGAUGGAAUCCCACGCUCAGGCGGUCUCCAACUUGCGAGAAAAGUUCGAACACAACUCAAUGAGCCUUCCGCUGCUGGCCAGCCUCAAUAGCCUGAUCAGCGCCGAAUUUGCCGCCGGAGACUACUCGACAGCAGCCCAUCACACGAAGUUCCUCGCAGAUGAGCUGGAUCCGAGGACUACAGUCCACGGGGGACCUCUUGUGCAUCGCAUUCGGCACACAGUGAUUAUACUCGAGCUUGAGCGUUCAAUGGCAUCGUUCUCGAGGCCCCUCUUUGAUCUCAAUGCCUGGAUUGCGCAUGAUCAGUCACAAGAUCUCAAGGCAUCACGCACGCAGGCAUCAUCAAUUUUCUUCCCGCCGUAUGCUCCGUCAGGUUUUGAUCAUGAAGCUCUAUCAGAUGUCAGAUUAGUCGACGUCUUCACACGCAUGCGCCACUUUGACCAGAUCCUCGACCAGCUGGCGCUGGCAGACACAGUCGGUCGAUCCGCUGCUUUUCAGAUCUCUUGGACCGCCCUUCAGCUUGGCAACGACAUUCUGCUCCAUUCUCUUGACUUAUGCGCCACAGCCUCGCAAUACUCGAUCCCAGCAAGCAAGUUCUUCAAUGAGGAACAGCUGCGCCAUCUUCGACGCUCGCAGUAUGCCGCUGCCUCGCUUGCCUUGAUGUUCUACUUCCGGUUUCGUACUCGAAGUGAGCAUGGUGGCGUAGAGUCCACCAAUAGUCUAGCAUUGUUGGAAAGAUUCUGGAGCAUUGGACCGAGUAUAGCGAAACGUAUGGAGACGCUCAUGCGCCAUUCACAAGGCUCGGCCGACCUCCUUGUGCUGCAUAGCCAGACGUAUCAUGCUCCUUCCGAUUGCAACUGCCCAGACGAUGACAUUGCUCAAAUACCUAAGGACGUCGACCCAAUCAUACGACUUCGGUUGUGGGUUCUGUAUAUCGGCAAGUGCAUUGAGGCAACGGCCCGCCGUGGCCAACGAGUCCGAACCUCGUAUUUUGACGAUGCUCUAUCGAACCUGUGCGACGGCACUUUUGACGUAUGGCUGAAUGCUACCGACCGGCGGCAGGCUCUUGACAGGAUUGUCGCGGGCUUCUUUUCCGUCGAGCAUAUGGCCCCGCUCGAUGGACGCUCGAACAUCUUUCUGAAACAGGGUCCAGAGUGGCUCUCGCCUGCACUACGCACAUGGGGGUUUGCCAACUGGGACGGUGAACUGGCUUGA
Cyphellophora attinorum is the source of this 1530-nucleotide messenger RNA. RefSeq lists its product as uncharacterized. The record is from RefSeq and is a predicted model, not a curated record. NCBI's taxonomy places the organism in Eukaryota, Fungi, Ascomycota, Eurotiomycetes, Chaetothyriales, Cyphellophoraceae. The transcript has a single exon. Bases 1 to 1530 code for a protein of 509 amino acids.